AUGGCCGACCCGCUAUACGAACUUCUUGCACCCUACUUUGACCGGCCUACACCAGCGUCCACGACACGCGAGUCGAUACCUUUGCCUAAUGACCCUACAACAAGCGCCUAUCUCGCCCGCCUACCCACCCUUUCUCUACAACCCUUGACUACGACCGAACCUGCAUACCUCAACUCGGCAACUCAAUCGAGUCUACGCUCGUUGCAGGCACUAUCCAAGCGCUCGCAUCGUUCCGUAAUUACUGCAACCGAUCACCUCUCGAAUCUUUCUACCCUUCUUCCCUCGCUUUACACGCAAUCACAAGAGCUGGAAGAUGCGUUGCCGAACCUCGAGUCGGCUGCUACACACUUUGCGACCAAGUACGACAGAAACACGGACAAUGCCGUACUUGACAGGAGGAAGAGAGCUAUGCUGCUAAGCAGAAACGUGGAUAGAGUCAGCGAUGUCAUGGAGCUACCAACACUGUUAUCUACUGCUAUCAGCUCCUCGUCAGCCGCUGUUACUCAAGGCACUGGAGGCGCAGCUGCUUCUGGUUAUGCUUCUGCUCUCGAUUUGCAUGCACAUGUCAAACGACUGAGAAUAUUGUAUCCGGACUCCAAUCUGGUAGGAGAUAUUUCGCGACAGGCUGAUGACGAAAUCCAAAAUCUCAUAACCGUCUUGAUCAAUGGUCUACAGAAUCCAUCACUCAAACUUGCUGGUGCAAUGAGGAUGAUUGGUUGGCUGCGACGUGUCGCUCCUGAACUUGCCGACGACACCUACAGCAGUGUGAAUGGACAAACAAGGGGAAGAUCUUUGGGGGCUGCCACAGGAGAAGGAUCAUUGGGUGCGCUCUUCUUGGUGUGUAGGCUGGGCACACUACGGCGGACGCUCGAAGCACUAGACCCUCUGAAAGAUCUCGCGGAUCAAGAGACAAGUCGACGAUCAGAGCACAGUGCCCGCCAGGAAGCCUGGAUGGGAGGCGCUCAGACCGAACGUUACUUGAAGAGAUACGUCGAAGUGUUCCGUGAGCAGAGCUUUGCCAUUAUCUCAAUGUACAAAAGCAUCUUUCCCUCAGCAUUACCGAUACCCGGCAUGGCUGGAUCAGAUCUCACAUCACCUGCUGGUACACCAACACAGACCUCGAACGCUUCAGAUGAUGCAGCAACGUCCUUUUUCGAAUCCGACGACGAUAAGACACCAUCAGCACUUGCGACUUUCGCACCACAUCUGGUCGACAUGCUUUCUGAGACUUUACGAACUUACAUGCCGAACAUUUCAGAAAGGUCGUCAAGAGACAGUCUACUCACGCAGGUAUUAUAUUGUGCAGGCUCUCUGGGUAGGUUAGGUGCAGACUUUGGUAUGAUGCUGGCCCUCCUUGAAGAUGAAUUGGACGAAGAGGCCGAAGCCGGCGACAAAAUGCACGUAGACGAGGAUGAACAUGAAUGGGUACAAGUCAUGAAGAAGCACAGAGUGCAAGCUAGUCGACUGGAAAUCCUAGCGAGCGGUGUUGGAUCUGGGCGAAAGACGAGUGCUAGUUUUGAAUCUCGCAGGCCUUCUGCCGUUCCCGGUUAA
Molecule: messenger RNA, 1551 nt
Organism: Aureobasidium melanogenum CBS 110374
Lineage: Eukaryota; Fungi; Ascomycota; Dothideomycetes; Dothideales; Saccotheciaceae
Product: Dor1-domain-containing protein
Exons: 1
Coding region: 1-1551 (516 amino acids)
Biological process (GO): intra-Golgi vesicle-mediated transport; cytoplasm to vacuole targeting by the Cvt pathway
Cellular component (GO): COG complex
Source: RefSeq, a predicted model, not a curated record